Molecule: messenger RNA, 510 nt
Organism: Pseudozyma flocculosa PF-1
Lineage: Eukaryota; Fungi; Basidiomycota; Ustilaginomycetes; Ustilaginales; Ustilaginaceae
Exons: 2
Coding region: 1-510 (169 amino acids)
Source: RefSeq, a predicted model, not a curated record
AUGAAAGUCGUUCUUGCCGUUUUUCACCUCGUCGCCGCGUCUGUCUAUGCCAAGCAGACCGUACCGAAGACCCCUCCUCCUACCUACACGUCCGGCGAGAUCGUGCCGGUGGAAAAGACCUGGAGGACGUGGUCCUACAAUGACAUCAAGGGCGUGGGAAGGUUCUCCGUCCAGUCAGACUUCCUCAACCAUCAGAACGAGGCAGCGCCUGGCUUCCUCUGCUUCGAAGGAAAGGGGAGCCCCAAGCCUGGUCACACCCCUACUUGGCGCCUGAAACGUGAUGAUGGAGUCUACGUCGUCAAACAGCAAGUUAGAAGCGGGUACUGCUACGCGAUCGUGCCUCUCGGCGGCAAGGACGUGAACGCGUACUUGGCUUAUGAGCAGCUCGCCUACUUUCGGACCGAGCAUCCUGAAAAGAAUCACCAGUACAACCUCAUCCUCGACGGCGAUGAGGCUCAUGCCAUCCCGCUGAUGCCUAUGAUGGAGGUGACGUACGACAAUCGACGCUAG